AUGGCUGACGGAGCUGCUCCUACUGGCGAUAACCAGGCACCCAGCGGACCUAGAGGCGACGGCAACAGAGGCAGAGGCAGAGGUCGUGGCGGUAGGGGCCGUGGGAGGGGAGACCACUCUCGCGGUAGAGGGCGUGGUGGUGGAGGAGGACGAGGAGGAGGCGCCGGACACCACCGUUCUGGAAACACGGCCACCACAGAUCCAGCUUCGCAGGAACCAAAGAAGGCCCCCAACUUCAAAAAGACCGAAGCUCUAGACGGCCAGGCCGACGACAAUGCCGAAACCUGCUUCAUUUGCGCCAACCCCAUCACCCAUUUCUCUGUUGCUCCCUGCAACCACACCACAUGUCACAUCUGUUCUUUGCGGUUGAGAGCGCUCUACAAGAGCAAGGAUUGUCCCCAUUGCAGGACAUCAUCGCCAUAUGUUAUCUUCACCGACGACGGAACCAAGCGCUUCGAGGACUACACGGCCAAGGACAUCACCAGCACAGAUGACAACAUUGGUAUUAAAUACGCCGGGGAGGAGAUUGUGGGAGAUACCAUUCUUUUGCUGAGGUUCAAUUGCCCGGAUUCCGAGUGCGACUUUGCUGGUCUGGGUUGGCAGGACCUGCAUCAACACGUCCGCAAUGUGCACCACAUGAAGAUGUGCGACUUGUGCACACGGAACAAGAAGGUCUUUACACAUGAGCACGAACUGUUUGCGGACAAGCAGCUCACCGAGCAUAUGCGCCAUGGCGACGACAAGCCCGGCGCGGCCGACCAGACCGGCUUCAGGGGACAUCCGCUGUGCGGCUUCUGCGGAGCUAGGUUCUACGAUAGCGACAAGUUGUAUGAGCAUUGCCGCAACAAGCACGAGCGGUGUUUCUUGUGUGAUAGGAGAGAUUCAAGGCAGCCGCAUUAUUUCCUCGACUACGACGCACUUGAGCAGCAUUUCAAGAAGGAUCACUUUCUUUGCAACGAUCGGGAAUGUCUGGAGAAGAAGUUUGUUGUGUUCGAGUCUGAAAUGGAUCUCAAGGCCCAUCAGCUUUCUGAGCAUGGUGGGUCUGUAGGAAGCGGUAGAGAUGCAAGGAGGGUAGACAUGUCCAACUUUGACUUGCGCCAGAGAUAUGAGCAGGAGAGAGGGGCUCCCAGGGGCGGAAGAAAUCAAGAGCGUCGGCGUGCGCCCGACCCUGCCAACGAGCCGAUACCUGCCAGCUCCGCCCAGCCUCUGCGAAGAGAUGAGAUUGCCUUUCAGCGUCAGAUGGCGAUACAAUCCGGCGCUGCUAACCGGGCACCGCCACCUGGCCCUGCUCCCGGCCCGUCUCGACCACCACCUCCAGCCAUCACAGCCUCUCGUGCGGCUGCCGCUGCCACCACCGCACCCAUCGACGCCAUGGAAAACCUCUCCAUAACCGACUGGUCAUCUCUCACCCAGGAACAACGUGCCAGCUUGGCCCGCCACAACGCUGUUGUCGAGCGCGCGUCUAAUCUCCUUGGCAACAACGAGAACAAGAUUGCCACUUUUAGACAAUACAUCUCCAACUACAACCGCGGAAGCAUGAACCCAACCCAGCUCAUCGACGCCUUUGCUUCGUUGUUUGCCGACACCUCCUCCGACACGGCGUUGGGGACCCUGGUGAGGGAAGUAGCAGAGUUGUUUGAAGACAAGAAGAAGGGAGAGGGUCUCCGCGCGGCGUGGCAGAACAGGAGGGCGAGAACGCAGGACAGGGAGGAGGAGUAUCCUUCCCUUCCGGGAUUGGGGGGCAUGCACGGCGCUACUACCUCGACGACAGGGUGGGCGACGGCUGCGGCGCCGACGAGAGUCACGCUUCACAACAAUGGCGCUGCUGCUAACUCGAACCGGGUGUUGAAACUGAAGAAUAGCACUAGGAGAGGGAGUGUGGGUAACGCGUCGGUGAUGUCUUUUGCUUCGGCGUCGAGCGGUGGGGGGGGGUAG
This is a messenger RNA of Podospora anserina S mat+, 1935 nucleotides long. RefSeq lists its product as uncharacterized. The record is from RefSeq and is a predicted model, not a curated record. Gene Ontology annotation, molecular function: ribosome binding; ubiquitin protein ligase activity. Lineage: Eukaryota; Fungi; Ascomycota; Sordariomycetes; Sordariales; Podosporaceae. Gene Ontology annotation, biological process: protein ubiquitination; rescue of stalled cytosolic ribosome. The transcript is spliced from 2 exons. The coding region runs from base 1 to 1935 and encodes 644 amino acids.